This is a messenger RNA of Neurospora crassa OR74A, 748 nucleotides long. RefSeq lists its product as hypothetical. The transcript has 2 exons. The coding region runs from base 50 to 622 and encodes 190 amino acids. Lineage: Eukaryota; Fungi; Ascomycota; Sordariomycetes; Sordariales; Sordariaceae. The record is from RefSeq and is a predicted model, not a curated record.
GGAAGACAACAUUUAAAGUGAGGAGCCCUCGUCGACUGCUCGAGUUGAAAUGAUCGUUAUCCCAUCUACUACAGGUAUCAAUAUUACUGCAUCAAGAUCCUUCCUCGGACUUUUAUCUCCUAAUUCGCAGCACGCACUAAACCUUUUUGACGAAACGGAAAGCACAAUGAAGUUCUCAGUCCUCCCCUCCACCGUCUUCCUCGCCUUCACAACUGGCGCCCUUGCAGCUCCCCAACCCAUCCUCAUCAACGCCAGGCAAAACUCCCAGCCACCACUCACAAACCCCAACCCCAACGCCUCUCUCCAACCUUUUCUCUCCUCCACCUCCUGCUCCGGCCCCCCUUCCCAGGUCCUGAUUCCCGUCUCCUACGCCACGUUGUCCCCGGAUACCACUCUCUCCCAAGGAUGUUACGAGUUUGUCGACAAUGGCGUGUCGACGCCCGUCCAGUCGGUCAGGAUCACGGGUGUCUGGCCGGAGACGAAUAAGUGCUUGCUGAGGUUCUAUGAGGAGGCGGGUUGCCCUGCUGAGAGCGCGUUUGGGACGGUGGCGCCGAAUACUUGUGGGAGCUUUGUUGGGGGGAGGGGUAUUGGCAGUUAUCAAGUUGUUUGUCAGAGCACUUAGAGGUCUGGUAGUGGUGGUGGUGGUGGUGGUGUUACAUGUAAGGUUCUUGUGGAAUGUGUUCAAAGUCGUGUUUCCUCUGUCUCAUAGAGAAACCAGUUCACCAUCCCCGUGAUAAAAUCCUCCCAG